Messenger RNA from Monascus purpureus, 1175 nucleotides. NCBI's taxonomy places the organism in Eukaryota, Fungi, Ascomycota, Eurotiomycetes, Eurotiales, Aspergillaceae. The record is from the annotation of a GenBank genome assembly.
GUGCAGCUUGUAGAUGUAUGUGCAGUAAACUUCCAUGUAUCCAGGCACCAUCACGUGAGCGGCCGAGCGCGGACGACUUUUCCUGAACUUCCCGACCUUCGAAUCCCAGAUUUUCUGGCUUCGUAAGCGCGCGAUACAGUCUGGCCCUUGACCACCCUGCCAUUGGACCCUUUGUCCUCAACCAGAGGUCUCUUGCUACCAUUCCCCCCUCUUACCCGCCUUAAUUCUUUUUCUCGGUCGUCAAGAUGCCCGUCACGGCGUCUCGUGCCGUGCUGCGGCAAUCGCAGUUCCUUACCCGUAGGACAGCCAUCAGGCACGCUUCGACUGGCCCCGAAGCUUCCAAGGCCAAGGAAGCCGCUUCCUCAGCUGUUUCGAAAGCAAGUGAGGGUCUUUCUCGCGUCACGGCCUCUGCGGGUCCUAUUCUCUCGAAUGCUACUCAGGCUUUGAGGAAAGUCGGAGGGAGGACAGGAAAGGUUAUCUCUUUCGUCGAUUCAUUGAUACCCCCUACCGUCUACUACUCGAAAGUCGCAUUCGAGCUCGCCAAGUUGGUUUUCCGUGGUCAGAACAUGUACCCUCCAAACCUGGCCACCUUCCAAUCCUACUUCCAGCCUCUUAUCAAUGCUGCUCGCAAUCCCGCUACGAUCAAGAACCUCAACCUUCCGUCUACUCAGGGCAUUGUGGCACGCGUCCGUAACGCCAACAAGAAGGAGAUUGCUUUCGCUGGAGUAACUGCUGCUGAGGUCAUUGGAUUCUUCACCGUUGGCGAAAUCAUCGGUCGGAUGAACUUUAUCGGAUACAAGGGGGAAGCGCACCAUGACCACUAGGUGGUUCAAUAACAAAUAACCGGCCUUGUUUUCUUUUCCUUUAUUUGCUCUACGCGCUGUACUAUUGUAUGAUAGACGAUGGAGUCAACUGUUGUCUGCAGUAGACUUUUUCGAGUGCGAUUUCCCGCGGGCCAUUUGACGAGUUCUUUGUUUCCAAGGAGUUUCCGUUUCCCUCUGCACCUCGGAAUCGUCGGUUGAACGCAUUGAUGGGGGUCUGAGUUCCAAAGCCCGCACAUAUUGCCCAGUGAUUUUACCGCUUUUGAACCAUCUAUAUAUGCGAGAAGAAAUUACGUUCCAUGUCUCCGGUGCUCCUAGGAGUAGCAACCAUAAUCGGUCUGAAAUGGGCCGGUU